GGCAUGUUUCUUUCCUGGAAAACGGAACAAUUCAAACUCACACCGUGGAUGCCAUUUCAUAAAGAUCCACCGUCUAAGUAAGUGCUCCAAAGUGCGUAAUAAUGUUGCGCAAAAAGUUAAAACUAGACGAAAAAUUAGCCGGCACAAGUGCAAGUGCUGAAUUUUCACUUUCCCAGUUUGCAAACGUACCCAAAGCAAAGAUAGCUGCCAAUACUGAUCCCACCGAUACCGUACUCGACCCGCGUAAAAGUGAAUCCGAACCGGGAAAAUUAAUCGGAGAUCUAAUUGCACCGACGCCGGAACCGAUUCCCUACUGGCAGCAAGUUUACCUUAUCGAACGAGAGCUAUCGGCAGCACUGCGUAAGGUCGCUCUACCGUCCGAUGUUGCCGCUUGCUAUGAUCCUAUCGAGUACGCCUCGGAACUACAUUGUGCGUAUCUGCAACGCUUCCUCGACGGCCCAAAGCCGGUGCUGUUUAUCGGCAUGAACCCGGGACCGUGGGGCAUGUGCCAAACGGGGGUGCCAUUCGGUUACGUUCCGGCUGUACGGGAUUGGAUGGGAUUGCGAGGAACGGUAGCGAAACCGACACCGGAACUAGCUGCCAGACCGGUCGAAGGCUUGAGCUGUACGCGUGAGGAGCAGAGUGGAAAACGUUGGUGGGGAUUGUACGAGGAACUGUGUGGAACGGCGGACCGAUUCUUCCGCUCCUGCUUCGUGUACAAUCUUUGCCCGUUGGCUUUUUUCCAUCAGACCGGACGCAAUAUUACGCCCAGUGAGCUGAAGGGAAAGUCUAAAGGAGAAAUUCAAUCGAUUUCGGAACAGUUCCUAGCAAAGGCACUGACGUUGCUUAAGCCGAAAAUAGUGGUAUCGGUUGGGCGCUAUACAGAGGAUCGCGUAAAAACGCUUUCAAAGCAGAACAAACUUGAUCCGGCCAUUGUAACGUACUGCAUGCCCCAUCCAAGCCCUCGCAGCUUGAAUAACACAAACUGGCCCGAGAAGGCUAAGCUUUGGCUUACCGAACACGGAAUUCUACCCUACCUCUGUGCGCCGGACACAGCAUCCGGUACCAAGAUCUGAAACUACAUUCUUCCUUACAAAUAUUCCACAGCAUUUUUCCGUUUUUUUUACACUUAAGAUUAAAAAUCGUUACGAUUAUUAGUUUUGCUAAAUGGAACGCUUCAUGGAAGAUGCGCUGCAGCAGGCACGCAUCGCGAACGACCUCCAAGAGGUCCCCGUGGGCUGUGUGUUUGUGCGUGGUGAUAACAGCAAAGGUGAAAUUAUUGCGCGCGGAUGUAACCUCGUAAAUGAAACGAAAAAUGCCACACGCCACGUCGAAUUUAUCUGCAUCGAUCAAGCGCUCGAUUAUGCGCGCCAGAACAAUAUUAUCCCACCGGAAGCAAUCUUCAGCACGGUGACUGUGGUCGUGACCGUUGAACCAUGCAUUAUGUGUGCCGCAGCACUGAUCGAGUUGGGUGUGAAGGAGAUCAUCUACGGAUGCCGGAACGAUCGUUUCGGCGGAUGUACCGUGCUGGAUGUGGCCAGUUUGCUUCGCUCCAACAUUCCCAUUCGUGGUGGGGUACGAGAUACCGAAGCGAUGGAGUUGCUGAAAGAAUUUUACAAAGGAGAAAAUCCAUCCGCACCGACACCAAAGCCACGGCAGGCUAAGAAAUGAAGACACAAAACCCUGAAAUUGAAUCAAAGCGUUACUAUUUGUUUUAAGUUUUUGUACACUACCAUUGUGAGAAAAGUAAUCUUUCCGUUAGUUACGAAGAACUAUAACACUAUAAGCAUUCAAUGGAAGAUAAAGAAAUAAACUUUCAAAUUGAAUGAAAUGCUUCCAAAUGUUCAUUUUUACUUUAUUCCUCCCUCCAACGGUUCAUAGUAACAACAGAAACUUACUGCACUAAAACAAACUACUAGGUACUCUCUCCCUAACUGGCCAACCCGACCCGCCACACACACACACACACUAACUCCGGGGCGAGUUGGAAAAGAACUGACUGGCUGACCAGUUCGGUCGUCUUACAAGCCACAAUAGCAAAAUGCAGGAUAAUGUACACUCUGCCGGCCGGGGCAGUUCUACACCUUACAUCGUCGGGUCACUAUUAUAUCACUAGCAGUGUGUGUGUGUGUGUGUCUGUGUGUGAUUUUAAUAAUCAUCUUAACCAUUAUUACAUGCUUACAAAUAUACACAUCCAUUUCGAGUUCGGAGCUCUUCGAAUAGAUAAGCGUCAGUUUCCAACUACUUAAUCCUCCAUCUGCUGGGAUAUUAGAACCGUUUUCGGUUUGAUGGUGGAUGCACGGUCGAUCGUCUUGUUCCCUCAAUCGUUUCUCUCAAAAGCGGUCAAUAACGCUCUUGUUCGCAUUGUAUAAUCGUUUAUAAUUAGUAACGCAUUACAUAUAUAUUAUCCCGCUCGUUUAGUUUCACUCGGCAGAUAAAUACUUAUAAUCGUUACGCCGCCGAUGCUUGCAGCAGCAGUGGUUGAGUUGACCCACGCGUCCAUAACAGUAUGGUGGACAUCAUCACAUCACAAAUAUGCUCCGGAUACCCGGAUGUCCGCAUUACACGGUUAGCCAUUCUAGUGUCACCCUUGUAACAAGUUCAAAAGUCUCUUCUCCGUCUAAGCGCAUCGUUGCAGUCCGCCGUCCGCAUCAUACAAAUGGAUGCGUUGCGUUCCAAAAAGAAAAAGCGAUUGUUCCACACACACACAUAUACCCAUUGGAGUGGUAAUAUAUAACAGCAUAUACUACAUCUCAUCAUUAUUUGUGGCGUGUUUUUAACCCGUUCGUCGUAAUCUUAGUUUUUAUUAUCGAAUCACAUUGAUCACCCAUUCUCAUUCACCCCAUUGAUCACCCCAUUGCUCAUCUCGUCUCGGCAAACUGGCACUCGCUUCUACUAGGUUGAUUAAUCAACAAGUGUAGCUGUAACACCACUUUAUAGUUUGACCGGGUUCUGUCGUUCAAAUUUUGCUUUCCCAUUUGGUUUGUUUGAUUCACAAUAUAAUCAAACUAACAGUUCGCCCGCCCACUGGCUACUUUUUCCGCUAGGUUAGAGAAAAAAGAGAAAUCACAUAUCAUUUGCAUUGUGUCGCAUUGGUUUUUUGUUUUUUUUUAAUAUUAUUAUAGUUGUACAAUGUAAAUUAUCCGCUACGUAUAUAUGGUUUUACAGUACUUGUAUAAUAUAUCUCCCGCCCGUGUGGUGCCGUGUGCCGUGUUUUUUUUUUCAGCUCUGUCCUCUGUCCUAUUGGGGUGUUUCGAUUACAAAACAAUCGAUUUCCAGAGUCCGAAUAAACACACACACACACAAUCAAUUGCAUACUUUUUGCUGGUUUUACGAUAAAAAAGAUUUUUCCAUUUUUUUUGUUGUAAUUUUCUUACUUUGUUUAAAUUUUUCCAUUUUAACUUGUUUGAAUCCACCGUUCGGGGGAAAGAAUGCCCCUCCCCCCCCCCCCCCCCCCCUACGUUCCUUCCAUCCACGAAUGCGAUCUGGAUCGCAAUUCCGCCCCGAUCUAAUAAUAAUGCCCACUUUUAGUUUGAUUCUGAUGCCGUCGCCGCGUAUUAGCUUUAGUUAAACAAAAAAAA
Molecule: messenger RNA, 3581 nt
Organism: Anopheles stephensi (Asian malaria mosquito)
Lineage: Eukaryota; Metazoa; Arthropoda; Insecta; Diptera; Culicidae
Gene: Smug
Product: single-strand selective monofunctional uracil DNA glycosylase
Exons: 3
Coding region: 102-1076 (324 amino acids)
Biological process (GO): base-excision repair
Molecular function (GO): single-strand selective uracil DNA N-glycosylase activity; oxidized pyrimidine nucleobase lesion DNA N-glycosylase activity
Source: RefSeq, a predicted model, not a curated record